This is a messenger RNA of Prorocentrum cordatum, 1968 nucleotides long. The record is from the annotation of a GenBank genome assembly. NCBI's taxonomy places the organism in Eukaryota, Dinophyceae, Prorocentrales, Prorocentraceae.
AUGCAGGCCAUGCUCGGCAUGAACUACUUGAUGUGGCCAGGGGGCGGCUGGCCGCUGCCGUACAUGGGCGGCCAGCCUGGCAUCCCUCCGGGCGGCAUGGCGCCCGGUGCCUUGGCAUUCCCAGGCUACGGGUGGCGUGGUGACCAUUCGGAGGAGGGCCACGGUCGAGACAGGGAGCUUGGUGGGUACGAUCCCACCAGCAUUGUGCACAUCCCACGGAAGCACCUGGGCAAGGUCAUAGGCAAGCAGGGCGCCACCAUCAAGGGCAUCCGGGAGAUGAGCGGCGCCAAGGUCCACUUGAACGCCGAGGACAAGGAGGCGACUGGCCCGACAUGCAGGCUCCGCGUGUCGGGCACGCCGGAGCAGGUCGAGCGGGCCAAGGCGAUGAUCGCGGAGGUGACGCAGAGCGUGGUGAGGAGCACGCGCCCCAGCGACGACCGCAGCCGCAGCCGUGACCGCGGCGGCGGCGGCUGGGCGGGGCUGGACAGCCAACACGAGGGCCCCAUCACGUCCAUAGAGGUGGAGCAGACCUUCAUGGGACGCAUCAUCGGCAGGCAGGGCACGAACAUCAACCGGUUGCGCAAGGCCAGCGGCGCUGUGAUUACUUCCUCGAAGCUGAGCGAGGACCGGACCGUCCUCAAGAUCAGCGGCAGUGAGGAUGCCGUGGAAAAGGCGACGACGGAGAUCAAGGAUCUUAUUGAGCGCAGUAGGCAGGAGCUCGAGGAUGGCGUCUCGGCGCCCGACGAGCACGGCGGCAUAGAGGCAAAGGGUGCCAAAAAUGUGACCUACCCCGCCGCCAUCGCUGGCGGCAUCAUAGGCGUGAAGGGAGCGAAGAUCAAGGAGGUCAGAGACACCACUGGCGCGAGGAUCCACGUCAACGUGGUCGACGGCCGCACCGAGGUGAAGAUAACAGGCAGGGAGGAUGCCAUAGCGAAAGCGGAGGCGGCCAUAAAUGCCAUGGCGGAGGAAGCCCUAGAGGCGCUGAAGACGGCGGCCUCGGAAGAGAACAAGGCCAAGGGAAGCUGCGACGAGGACGGCAAGGAGCCCGCCAAGGGCAAGGGCGCGGACGGCGACGGACAGGAGGGGUCGACACGCCUGACCCUCGAGUUCCUGAGCAGUGCGUUCGGGAGCAUCGUCGGCACUGGAGGCUCGAAGAUACAGGACAUCCGCAAUCAGAGCGGCGCGAGGGUGCACGUCGAGAAGGUCGAGGGGGAGGACCUGUGCAAAGUCCACAUCAUUGGCAGGCGUGGCCAGGUGCAGCAGGCCAGGGCCCUCGUCGAGUCCAUGGCCGCAGACCCGGAGGCGCAGCCGUCCAGAGGCAGCCAGCCACGAAGGGAGCACGGCGGGAAGGGCGGCAAGGGCGGCAAGGGCAAGGCCAAGGGCGCGGGCCACGAGGAGGUAACCAUCCCCAUCCCCAAGAGUGUGCUGGGCCGCGUGAUCGGCAAGGCGGGCGCGAACAUCAAGAGCAUGAAGCAGGACAGCGGCGCCCUCAUGCGCAUCACCUCGCAGGACACCGACCCGUGCCCGCUGCGCAUCACCGGCUCGUGGGAGCAGAUCCGGACCGCCAAGGCGCUGCUCCGCGACCUCCUGGAGGACACCGGGGUGGAGCUGCCCGAGCUCUCUGCCCCGCUGGCGUGCGGCGCCGUGGACCCCUGGUGGCCCGAUCAGGGCGGCUACCCGGGCUACCCCAUGGGCGGCCUCGGCGGCCCGAUGGGCUACGGCGGCCCCAUGGGCGGCCUGCCCGGCGGCUUCGGCCCCUACGGCAUGCCUGGCUACGGCCCGUGGGGCCUCGAGCCGCCGCCCGGCGUGGUCCGGGGCAGGUCCCGCGGGCGCGACCCGCUGCAGGAGCACCCUGGCGGGCGCCGCUCCCGCGGCAGAGGCGGCAGCAGCAGCGUCGCGAAGGCGCUGCCGGCUGGGGCCCCGGAGACCGCCAGCGCCGAGCCCGAGAUCGACCUGGACGAGCUGUAG